CUCGCUCCCAUUGUCUCUUGAAAGUCGAACGCGAGCGGAAAAAAGGAGCAAGAGAGAGGAUCAGGGGAGAAACGAAGAGGAUUCAAUGAAAGAUGGCCUCUAUGUGUGGCAGCAGCAAAAGUUACCCGGCGAUAAACACCGGCAGCUACUACAGACCCGGUGCUUAUCCUUAUCAGAACGAUUAUUAUCUACCACCACGCUCAACAUGGUCCAGAGUUUCACCACAACAAACGAAAAAACAAAGGGGCAGCACUACAUGGAAAGUCGGUAGUGCGAUGUUAAUUGUCUCCGCUAUGUUAGUAUUAAUUGCUGUCUUCGCAAUUGCAGGAUUGGCGUUAUGGAUGGGAGCUCUUCGAACAGAUUCCAAAAAUGCGAUCGUUGGGUUCUCCUGUACUUUCAGGGUGGCUAAGGGUGAGAAAUAUAAUCCAAUGUUGAAGUUAAACACUAGUAUGGUAUUCCGCGAAAAGGAACGUAAAUACAAGAAUAUAUUUGAACUAUUAUUUAGAAGAAGCGUAUUAGGCAUCGCUUAUAAGCAGACGAUCAUAGACAAAUUCGAAAGUGGUAUUUUGAAGGUGUUCUUCAGGAUAUAUCUAGACAGAAGAAAGAUACCACGAUCGAUCACGAACGUCGAGGACACGAUCGAAGAUAUUAUCGCGAAGGAGACGUACUCAUCGUCCUCCUUGUUCAAGGAUAUGGAACUAGACCUCACUAGUAUAUCAGUAAAAAGAAUUAGUCAAGAGGUAUCAGCGAGUCAGAAGCAAGCCCAACAAAAGAAUGCAAUGAUCACGAAGAACGGUCUGCUUCGACCCAAUAGAAACAGCUCCUUAAUCACGAGUUCGAAAUCAAAAUCCAAACCGACUAAGGUCGAAUCCACCGAGCCUGACAUCGAUUUCAGUAAUAUACCAACAAUUCAGGGAACGUACAAAGCCACAAAGGUGAAUGUUACUUCUCCAAAUAGAUUGAACUCUACUCAGGAAAUUAAUAAAGUUCAAUCCGAACCAAGAAAUAAUACCAAAGUAAACUUACCUCAAGAACAGACCACAAGUAAACCGACCACUAUACAAGACAUCACCGAGUCAACUCAAAGUAUCACGUACACAACGAGCAAAUUGAAAGAAAAAGUUAAUUACACCGUACACGAUGAAUCGUCCGGUGAUACAUAUUCUGAGUCUGCCAAGAUAGACGCUACGUCUACGACUUCUACGACCCAAGUCGAAAAUGAAGAUCUCUUUAAGGAUUUCCACAAGCCUGACUUCGAAACGUCACCAUGGAAACCAAUUAUACCAUCUUACAUUAACACGGAAUUAAAAUUAUUGCCAGAUAAUGUUGAAAAAACAACAAAAACGAAUUACAAAGUGAAUUACAGUAAUACCAAUCAAGAAGACAUUCAUAACACAACCGAGAGAACUCUCCAAUAUAGUGUUCAAGGAAAAAUUCCUGAAUUACCAGCAUCUAACACAAAAUCUCCUGAAUCAUCAGAGAUGUUGAAUUCAUAUUUAGACGUUCCAGGGAUGAGCACCUUUGAUAUUGGAGACACUGAUUUUCCACGAGAUAGGAUUGUUCCUCAGGAAAUGGUGAAUUUUAGAGUAAAUGGGAAGUUUAAAAAUAAAAUUCCAGGAUUAUUGGAAGAUGGGCAGAUCUUUACAGAAACCUCACCAGUUCAGUUAGACAAUAAAAGGCCGGACAUAGAAGUUUCUGGCCAGUUACCAUCCGAAACUUAUGACAUCAGGCUUCGAACUUCUUCGCAACCUCUUGGGCUUUCUUCUUCCCAGCCCAUGGAAUUUUCUCCCACGAAACCCCAUCGGUCGACGAAUGAAAACGAAACAGGUUGGAGAGUUCCUGGGUCGCAGAUCACGUACACAGUAACAGACAGUAGGUACAAGGAUACUGUCGGCAAACAAAGUGACAAUGUUAGGAAUUCUGGCGAUUCUAUUAAAAUGAAUAAAAAGAGGGUAGAUCAAAGCAAUUUAAGAAACAAGGAGAGUUCUGAAAAUUUUUUACCUUCAGUAGGAUCCAGUACCCCUCGGUGGCACGUACAGAAGCCAGUUCAGUCAGAUUCCGACGAGGAAUCAACGACUAAGGUGUCAGGAGUAGGAGUAGCAGAGCCAAUUCCGGAUGUGGACAUUGAACUGGAACCGAGGAAUCGUUAUUCUGACAUCCAAGCUAUAGUCAAACAAAAUAACGCACUGCAAGAUAGAAAAGUCGAUAAAAAUGUGCAACAACCGGUGUACACCAGCUACAAAACACCAGAUUUAAAUGGAGCCGUAAUGAGGCCAAGUUUAAUCGAGAGCUCCGGUACUCUGAAACCGUUUAGACAUACGAUACCUGUAGACAAAAUUACAUCCGUCGUUAAUUACAGCAAGGAUGAUAAACAAGAGUCGUUGAAGCAGGAAAUUAACACCGUGACAGACAGCAUAAUCAAUCAAGAAGAAAAAUUCACCGAGGUUAGUCGAUUAAGCACAGUCUCAGAGAGCAAAGAGGGUAAAGAAAAAGAGGCACUUAAGGUUUUGCCAGAAAAUUUGAAGGAGAUCAUUGAACUAGAAACUUUUGUGAAAAAGCAAAACAACGAUUCUGAAACAAAUGACCCAACAAAAGAUGCAAAAAUCGAAUCAUCUGAACAUGUAAGACCAACUGAAUCGAAUAUCGAGAGCGUAAUAGAUGAUGAUAAGCUUCUAAAGUUAAGCACAACGGAAGUUUAUUCAGAAAUGAUACAUCCCUUGUAUAAUAACAUAGAUAAAUUAGUUGUAAGAAAAGAAGGAAAUAAGGAGACACCACCAGGAAGGUUAACAUCCAAUAUUUCUAGGAAUUCUACUUUUAUCGAAAUCGACACAUUGAAACACACCCCUGGUGAAGUCGAAGAAGAUUUCAGUUCGUCAGAGAAUAUAUCACCAACGAAAAUCGGAGGGGAUAAUUGGCUUUUUAAUGGGACUGUAAAUCGUCCAUAUAAUUCCUUUGAAACUAGGAAGAAGAUUUAUAACGAUACCCUGAAAGCUUAUGUGGUGGAAAAUUUGGUCACACUAGCGCCUGUUAAGAGUAACACAGGUAUCGGUAGACCCAUAAGACCAAGACCCAAGAUUGAUCGGGAGAAAACGAUGAGGAUCGACGAUAAAUCCAGCAAUCGGACGUCUUCCGACAAUACAGUCCUAUUGGAACAAUUAUUUGGCGUACCCAGUCGCGACAGAAAUACCACGAAACGAAAUUCAUCCAACCAUCAAGACCCCAUGAAUCUCGAGACAAAUGAAGAAGAGGACUCAAACAUAAAUCAUCCUAGAGUAGAACAAAUAGUAGAAGUUGUGACAUCGAUCAGUACUAAGGUGUCCUCGAACUUCAAAGGGAAUCCUGUUAUAUUAAAAUUCGUGGUCACCAAUUCCACCUCUCUUCCUGUGAUACACUCCGAAUCCCAUGCAGAAGUGUCUACCUCGCAAAUAUCAGUACCCGAGGAAUUUGUCAUUGACAAUAACAAAGAAGAAAACAGGUCGUUCAGAGACCAAGUCUCAAACAAGGGAACAUCGGUAUGGACUGAGAAGACUCCAUCUUUAACAGCUACAGACGUACAGACAUCAGAUAGGAAAAUCUCCACAUUAGAAGAGAAUAGAUUUCUUUUAGAAAAACUCAAGCAAUUCGCUGAAAUAGGUACAGUAAACGAGCCUGUAAAAAGUAAGAAUAGCUCUAGACCAGGGAUGUUACAAUCUCAUGUAGCUAAUGUAAAAUCUAAGGAAGACUAUCGACCUUUGCCUGACUUCGAGAAACUGAAACAAAUAGCUGAUAUCGCGACAGGAAACGAAACUCUGAUGAACUCCAGCGCGGGAUUCACAAUGACUCGUGAUGGCGUUGAAAUAUUCACCAAAAUUUUAAAUAAGAUGGAGGACCGUACUGACAAGAUGAUUUCAACUACUGAAGAGAAUUUGGAAACUGAUCGUUGUUUCGGUUUCCUGUGCAAGGAUGGAAAAUGCUUGCCUUCCAGCGGCAGAUGCAACAUGUUAGGUGAAUGCCCGAAUUCAGAGGACGAAGCAAACUGUACGUGCGCCGAUUUCUUAAAGACACAGCUUUUACAUCAGAAGAUUUGCGACGGUGUGGCGGAUUGUUGGGAUUAUUCAGACGAAACAGACUGUGAUUGGUGCGAAGAUGGUCAGUUUGUUUGCGGCAACAGCCGGUCCUGCAUAAACCAAGAUAAAGUUUGCAAUGGUUAUACCGACUGUCCAGGAGGGGAGGACGAGAAGAAAUGCGCGGCACUGAUAGAAGACGAUUCAGCAUUAAAUUACGAAGAAACGAGUACCUUCGCUAAGGACGAGAAUAAUUCUGAGACCAGCGUAACUGAAGACGAACAUCCAUCAUCUCAAGGACACUUUUCAGAAAUAGAAUCCACCACUAACAAGGACAUCCUUUAUGAUCAAGAAGCAGUGGAAUCUUCCAUCUCAGAAUCAACUACUUUGCACGCAUUCAAAGAUGAUAUUCAAUUAGAAAAAAUUAUAAGUAUCAAACAUGAACCUGUGAUUAAGGAGGAAAUUAACGCUACAACUCUGGUUUCUGGAAGAGAGAUAUCAUCAAACGCGAAAGACAUUUUAGCACAAGGAAAUUCAAUCCAUGUAAAUUCGAAAAACAACGACAAAACAUCGAUAGUUAAUUUAAAGAAAGAGAUCAACAAUUACAACGAAAGGGGUUAUUUAAAUAUCCGAAAAAAUGGAAAAUGGGGAAAAUUGUGUCUAAAUGAAAUGGAUGACCUACUGCAAGAAAGACAAGCUGCUUGGACCAUCGAAGACCUCGGUAGAGCAGUUUGCAAAGCGAUUACAUAUCAGGAUUACGAAACCGUGGAAAAAGUAUUAGACGAAAAUCCAACAUCUAUGAGAUCGUAUUACACUUUGUCAUAUAACGAGAAACCCUUGGAUAAGACGAUACUAACUUUCAAACCUUCUGAGUGCCCAAGUGGCGAGAUUCUCAGGGUCAAGUGCAAGAACCUUGAGUGCGGAAUAAGAACGCAGGCACCGUCCCAGGCCAGGAUAGUAGGAGGUGGUAGUUCUUCAGCUGGAAGCUGGCCAUGGCAAGUAGCUUUAUACAAGGAAGGUGAUUAUCAAUGUGGUGGAGCUCUUAUCAACGAAAGAUGGAUUUUAUCUGCAGCACAUUGCUUUUAUCAUGCUCAAGACGAGUAUUGGGUCGCGAGAAUCGGAGCGACUCGUAGGGGAAGCUUUCCCAGUCCAUAUGAACAAGUAUUGCGUUUGGAUCACAUAUCCCUCCAUCCUGAUUACAUCGACAAUGGAUUCAUAAACGACAUAGCGAUGCUAAGGCUUGAAGAACCAGUAACUUUUAGCGAUUACGUUCGACCAGUAUGCCUACCAGAGUCGGAACCAAAAAGUGGAACCAUGUGCACAGUGACUGGUUGGGGACAGUUAUUUGAAAUCGGAAGAAUAUUUCCGGAUACUUUGCAAGAAGUACAACUGCCUGUUAUUUCAACGGAGGAGUGUCGAAGAAAAACUCUGUUCCUUCCAUUAUAUAGGAUUACAUCUGGUAUGCUUUGUGCAGGAUUGAAGGAUGGUGGGAGAGACGCUUGCUUAGGAGACAGUGGUGGACCUUUGGUUUGCUCAGGAUCAGACAAGUACACCCUUCACGGCAUCACUUCUAAUGGUUAUGGUUGUGCCAGACCUGGAAGACCUGGAGUCUACACAAAAGUAUAUCACUAUCUUCCGUGGGUCGAAUAUGUGAUCUCAAGAGAAGAUAUUCGAUCCUCGAUAGCUUCCUGCAAAGGUCAUCGAUGUCCACUUGGCGAGUGUUUACCGAAAUCCAGAAUAUGCAAUGGGUUCUUGGAAUGUUCGGACGGUAGUGAUGAACGUAAUUGCCCUGUUAAUUUGUAG
Eufriesea mexicana is the source of this 5846-nucleotide messenger RNA. RefSeq lists its product as uncharacterized. The record is from RefSeq and is a predicted model, not a curated record. Gene Ontology annotation, molecular function: protein binding; serine-type endopeptidase activity. The transcript has 13 exons. NCBI's taxonomy places the organism in Eukaryota, Metazoa, Arthropoda, Insecta, Hymenoptera, Apidae. Gene Ontology annotation, biological process: proteolysis. Bases 93 to 5846 code for a protein of 1917 amino acids.